Passer domesticus (house sparrow) is the source of this 3747-nucleotide messenger RNA. It is a transcript of the gene NME9, whose product is annotated as NME/NM23 family member 9. NCBI's taxonomy places the organism in Eukaryota, Metazoa, Chordata, Aves, Passeriformes, Passeridae. The record is from RefSeq and is a predicted model, not a curated record. Bases 2725 to 3222 code for a protein of 165 amino acids. The transcript is spliced from 7 exons.
CACUGAUAUCAGUGGAGCAAACAGUGUGUUGCAGAAGUUAUACCUUCCAGAAGGGCUGGCAAGCAGGAUUAAGGGAUUGCUUUUGUUUUGCAUCCUUUAUCUUCACAAAUAGUUAAGUGACUUCCAAAUUAUUUCCACAAAUGAUCAACUGGGUGCAUUAAGUUGGGGAAGGGAUGGAGAAACUGGGGGUUCUGUCUUGUUUUAUACUCAGUAACGUUGCUCCAGAUUUUCUGUAUAUAUGCAGCUAUACACACAUGCAUGGAUUUAGAUUGCUGGAUAAUUGGUGGGGUGUGACUGCAUCCAGAAGCCUGGACUGUCCAGAUGUUCCUGAAAUGGUGCCUGCAAGGGCAGGGGGAAACACGAGUGCAAGUGAAGGGGACUGUGUGAGGUCAGGCUGGAAAGGCAGAGCCUUCCCUGUCUCCUCAGGCAGUUCAGGAUUCUGACUCUCUGCCCAGGUCUGCUUUCUGGUUUCAGUUUAGACCAUAGUCCAUAGUCAGGCUCUCCAGACACUGUAUUUACAUAGCACUAACAGGCACUAGAGUUUGCAGACAAUGUCUUAAACCAAAUCCUUCUUCUCUUACACUGAGCUUCAGGAAGGCUGCAGCAAGAAGAGAAGUCUGUAACUUUGCUAACCAAUUUUGAUAAUUAUCUAAAUCUUUUAUUUCUAAUCAGAAGGUCAAAUUGUGAUGACAGCCUUACUUUUUUUUCCAAGGUAACUCUUUGUGUCAGAAAAUGUGACCACAGUUUGGCCUGGAAUUUGAAUGUGCUGUAUAUCAGAUAACUGUUAUCACUUGGUUGCAAAGGAGAUUAUCUGCAUUUCAUGUAACUUCUUCCACUCUCAAAGACAAAUAAAAGUGAGCACCUGACACUUUUCCCCCAGGCAUUGCAGUAAGUGACUGACAGGCUUUUAAUGUCCUUCUGCACAUGUUUCAUGAUGGACUUUGGGGGUUGAACAAAAGGGAAAGUAAAAAUAUGUGAGAACUUGUUAAAUCUCAGUACCUCAAAAGCAAAGUCUUGAAUAUAAAAUUCAAUCAAAUAUAUUUUUGCUUGAACUGAGAAAAAAAUUCUGAGGCAAAUGCAAAACUGUCCAGUGGGCAUCUCCCUGCUCCAUUUGCACUCCUGUCUGUGUUUAGGAGCUUGAGUUCUUCUGUAUCUCUUCUCAUCCUUCCCCAACUCAUGUUUCUAAAAGCAAAUGUGAGUUUGAUUCUAUAGAACUUUGGUGCCUACAGGUGUUGAGAAAAAAGGUGAGUAAAAGUAUCUCUGUAUAAGUUUUGAGGUGGUUUCCUAAAAUUCUGCCAGAAAAACUAAAAACCAAUGCUGAGACAAUCUUGUUGCUGCAUGAGAACAGUUGACAUUUUCAACAGGUAUAGAGAGGACAAACUGUUGGAUGAGAACAUUUUUACAGUCAGUUAAACUUUGUGAAUAAUUUUUGAUGUUGCUAUAGGUAUGUACAAAAAGAAGAAUACUGUAAAUAAAAAGAACUUUACCAGAACAUCUAGAUUUUUCUCAGCUUCCUGAAGAAAUAUGAGUUUUCUGCGUCAGCUUCUCUACAGCCCGAGAUUCACAGUGGGACAGAUUUUCCUGGUCACCCAAAGCUUUCCCAACUUAAUGAGGUAGCAGCAGCUUGUGAAUUCCAGGAUUGCUUACAGAACCAAAGCAAAGUUUGUCUGGACAUCAUAUCACCAGGAUUUCUGCUGUUCUUGGGCCAUUUCUCUGCUGAAAAGCCAUUCUGAUGGAUGUUGAUAAGUAUGUCCUCUCUUCAUACAGGGGUCUAGUGAUGGGAGUCCUCCUUUCAGAGGUUACACGUUGCCACCAAGUGAAGUUGAGUAGGGCAUUUGGGACACCAGCUGUCAGCCAAUGGUACCCUUGGCUCUCCCCACCACUUUCAUUCCAUGUUUGGACUGUCUUUCUCACACAGAAAAUGAAAUAAAACAUCUUGUGGCUGUUGUUCCAGUCACAGAUUUGCAUUGUGGCAGUGAAAGAAGUGAAGUAACCUGUGUAAAUCAGCUUGUGCCAGGAUAUUCUAAAGGCAAGCAUCUCAUACUUCUUAAAAUUUAUUUUUACAGCCUUUACCCAUUGCCGUGGAUGCUGUGCCUCCACAAAACUGCUGAAGCAGUGGCACAGCAGGAAGAGGAAUAAUUGAGGUGCCUGAGAUUAGGUUUUUGAAGAGUAGAAAAUGGCUUUAAAAGGGCUUUCUUUGGUAAUCCUGAAAUAUGAGCACAAGAGCCGUCAGUUUGCAAGUGGUGGUCAAAGUCACCAGGGCAUUUCUGCAGGCUGAUUGCCACAAAAAGAGACAUUCUGGAGGCCUUGAUGAACCAAAACCUCAAUCCUCAGCCAGGAGGCAGUGAGCAGCUGCAGGACCAGGGCAGCAGGCAUCGUGUGCUGUGUGACAAGAAGCAGCUCCAAGGUGUGCCCAGGUGUGGGAAGGGAUGGGUAAGAGCAGCCCUGCCUAAAUGGCAUUGCCAGGGGUGCUGGCCACUGGCACUGCUCUCACUGCAGAGAGGAAAAGAAAACCACAAACUGAGCUUGUUUGGAGGGGGACACCCUUGCUCAGUGCUGUGAGGUCACGCCUGGAUCCCACGCCUUGCUUUGAGCCCCCGGUUUAGGAGAGGUGGGAAGACUGGAAUGGAGGGUUGGCCAGCACUUGGAUCCAGGUGAUUAGAAGCCAUCUGUAGCACUUUGUGCUUGGGACAGCUGCUCAGAGGACCCUGUUCCUGCAGAAGGAUGGCUGCAAAGAAAAAGGAGGUGGUGCUGCAGAUUAACAUUACUAGCCAGGAGCUUUGGGAAGAAGUGCUGUGUCUCAAAGGACUCAUUGUCAUUGAUGUGUUUCAAGCCUGGUGUGGCCCAUGCAAACCAGUAGUGAAUCUGUUCCAAAAAAUCAAGAAUGAAGUUGGCAGUAAUCUCCUGCAUUUUGCUGUGGCUGAAGUUGAUUCCAUUGAUGCUCUGGAGAAAUACAGAGGACAAUGUGAGCCUGUCUUUCUCUUUUAUACAGGAGGAGAAUUAGUGGCUGUUGUAAGAGGAGCAGAUGCACCAUUGCUGCAGAAGACCAUCCUGAAACAGCUGGCAGGGGACAGGAAGGGUUUCCAUGGAGCAGAGCCUGUGCUGGUGCCAGACAGAGCCUUCUCCAGAGAGCAGGGAAGCACAGCUCCCCUUCAGGAGGAACAACGGGGAGGACUAACAGGUAAGGCAAAGCACAGGUCUAGGAUGUUCUCUGUGCCUUGAGUUGGAACCAUAAAAGCUGGAACCCCCAGCAGGGAUUUUUUUUCCACCUGGGCACACGGGGAGAGUCACUUUGAAACACAAACUAGAGCCCAGCAUAGUUUGGGUGCCUGGCAUUGUGAAACUGGGCGUAUUUAUCCUUCCAAUGUGUUUUAUCUUACAUUUGUGCCCUUCCCCUUUCCUUCUGGCUGGCAAGGGCUCUUGGAGACCCCACAUGGCUUUCUGUUUCCAAGUGGUUUUUAAAAGAAAACACAAAUGCUUGGGCUCCAAAUCUGCCUACGCCAUCUCCUGCCUUGUCUAAAAUUGGCCAUGAAUUCCCAAAGGUUUUGAAUCUUCUCCUAAAAGGGACGUUUUUUCUUGGCUUUGCUGGGCCAAUGCUGCAUCCUGGCCCUGUGCACGCCAAGUCUUAGGCUCCAGAAUGGGGAAUCGAAGCAAAUCCCUCCUGGCUUCAGCUGAAGCCCCGUGGGAUGAAGCGGCGUGAGGGAUGUUGGUCUCUGCCUCUCCUUUCUGCGCCUAUUGUUAAUUUCG